ACCACACAAUCACAUAAUGACAAACACAGUGAACACACAUAAGCCCGAGGAGGAGAUCAAAGCCGAACAACACGAGGGUUCGGCGUCGGACACGGACUCGGAUGAGAACGAGUCGGACGACGUGCCGGAUCUGGUGGGCGAUGGAGAGGCCGGCGCCGACGGCAAAGACAAGGCCGGCAACGCUCUCUUCGACGAAAGCGGAUCCAAAGCCAAACAGUCGCGCAGCGAGAAGAAGGCCCGCAAAGUGAUGUCCAAAUUGGGUCUCAAACAAGUGACGGGCGUUAAUCGGGUGGCGAUCCGCAAGUCUAAGAACAUCCUAUUCGUGAUCAACAAACCGGACGUCUAUAAGUCGCCGGCGAGCGACACAUACAUCGUGUUCGGAGAGGCGAAGAUCGAGGACUUGUCCCAAAAGGCACAGAUGGCCGCCGCAGAGAAGUUCAAGGCUCCGGAGGCGGGCGCCGGCGGACUCGCCAGCGGUCUGGAAGCGGUCGCUGCGGGUAUUAAUCAGCCGACGACUGCGCCGAUCGCCGAAGAGUCCGAUGAGGAGCAGGAGUUGGAUGAGAGCGGUGUGGAGGCCAAGGAUAUAGAGCUGGUCACGAGUCAGGCCAACGUACCGACCGGUGGACAGCAGCUGACCAUCUAUGAUGUGCCGAACGAACUUCUGCACCAAAUACUGUCCAAAUUGGACAUAAUAUCGCGACUAAAUGCCGAAAGAGUGUGCACUCAAUGGCGAGCAGUCGUGAACGCAAUCUUCGUCUCAAUACACACCCUAUCGAUCGACGAGAGAACAUAUUUGGGCCAAAUUGUGUUCACAGAAACGGCCACUAAAUGGUAUGGAAGCUAUUCGUGUCAAUUCGAGCCGCAAACGGCUCCAGAAGAAGAGACCUUUCGGCGGGACAUAUCUCUUGUUGUGGCCAAAUAUCAUAGCAUUGACAGUCUUUUCGGCAAAUUUCAUACCCUUCGCGACGGUCUCAUCAAAUUGUUGUGCGAAAAGUGCGGACCAAAGCUCCGAUACCUCGACAUCGAGUCCGACAACGACAACAGCCUUCGGAUCACUCGAUCGGAGGCACAACUCGUGGCCCAGAAUUGUCACGAUUUGACCCGUUUUCAUAUUCGGACCACAAAUGGCGUAUCGAUCGACGAGUCGGACAUUGGGUUACUGUUGGAAGGGUUGCCGAAUGUCAAGACAUUCAUAUUAGACUUUCCGGUCGCCCAACAAUAUGGGGGACAAGUGUUUGAACACAUGAACGCUGGCGUCGAAGUGAUCAACACUUCGGGCCAUUUGUUGAACGCGAACGCAAUCACCCGAUUGAUCGCCAAAGGCGUGGAUCAGUUGCGAUCGCUUACUAUUACUCGCUUUGAUCCAAACUGUAUGGAUACGAUUGGCCAACACUUCCCGACUAUUAAACAUUUAUAUUUAGACCUCGUUUUGGGAGUCGUCGACGACAAUGAGUUCCCAUUGGGACCACUAUUCGCGUCGAUAUCUCGUCUGGAAAACCUGGAAUUGUUGACAAUAUGUUUGCGCAUAAACUGCACAGACAUUGACAGCCGAGCCAUCGAAGAGCUCAGAGGGUGUCCUAAACUGAACGCAUUGAACAUUGUUUGUGGAUUUCUCGCCGAAGAUUGUAUGGAAGGGAUCGCAAAGUUUGUCCCAAAUUUGACUAAACUUAGUCUCGAUUGGUGUGAGUUUACGUCCGAUGAUAUGAUGGCGUGUUUGGCAUCGAUUGAAGACAUGCGACAGUUGGCGGAGUUGUCGCUGAAGGGCAACAAAAGUGUGACCGACAUUGAGUUCCAU
This is a messenger RNA of Medioppia subpectinata, 1795 nucleotides long. The record is from the annotation of a GenBank genome assembly. Lineage: Eukaryota; Metazoa; Arthropoda; Arachnida; Sarcoptiformes; Oppiidae.